Caenorhabditis sp. 36 PRJEB53466 is the source of this 1527-nucleotide messenger RNA. Lineage: Eukaryota; Metazoa; Nematoda; Chromadorea; Rhabditida; Rhabditidae. The record is from the annotation of a GenBank genome assembly.
AUGUACUGGACACUUUUGACUAUAACUUUUCUCUCGCUACUAUCGAUCACAGCUACAAUUGUCAUCAAUCUUUACGUGCUAUUUGCGGUGUUCGUGUAAGUUUAUCGCUUCCUUUCAAACACAUGUUUUUGACAAAGUUUCAGCUCCAAACAACUGAAAUUUUCCGCUGAUCUAACACUAUUCUAUGCCAGAUUCGCAAUCGACGUACUUUUCUGUUUUGGCAGUACGUUCCUUUGACGUUUUUUUUUAAAUUAGGAAACUGUUUCCAGAUUUGCCAGAUUUCGGGCCGGCCAUGCGGGCCGGGUCGGUGAAGUGCCGGCCCGGCCCGGCCCGGUCGGCCCGGUUCAAAAGGCGGGAAUUCAAAUUUUUGCGAAUUUUUCGUUAUUACAAAAAAAAUUGUCGAACUAAAGUUUGUGUUUCUUCUUUGUUUUUUUGCUAUUAUGAAUUUUUUAUGAGAAAUACAUUUGUUUUUCAAUGUUCGAUGCUUGCAAAAAACCCCUAUUUCUACAAAAAAUGGCUUCAUGCGAUCAAUAAUUCAAAUUUUGAAUUCCCGCUUUUUGAACCGGGCCGACCUGGCCGGGCCGGAGUUUUGGAAAUUUCGGCCCGGCCCGUGACAACUAUGACUGUUUCAGCCGGUGCCAACCUCGUUUUCGUCAUGUUUUACUAUUCCGGCUUUGAGGAAGUCCAGGAAGUGCUGGACCCGUACCGUGCCGUCACUUUUUACAUCAUUUGGCCGUCUAUAAACUUUAUUUCAAUCCGAUCCCUUCUGGCUUUCAUUAUCACUUGUGACCGGACUUUGGCCGUUUACAUCCCCAUCAAACAUCACGUUUACCGAAGAAAAGUCUCGAAUUCCGUUAUUAUAAUAGUCACCGUUUUCGGGUAUUGUGCAAUCGAUAACUGUAUUCUUUGGAUAUUGUGCGAGUUCGAACUCAUCAUGCCGCCCGGAUGUCUCACUUUCUUCUGCAUGAUUAAUGCGUGCUACCGCAACUAUUGGCUAUCUUUUGAUCGGGUACGUGACUGGGUAUUUUCAUUCAAUCUAACUGAAAACUGUUCAGGUCGUGUUCUCGUUCAUCGGAUUCACCUCAACCCUAUUGGUCAUCAAACUUUUCGUCUGGAACAAUUGUUCAAAGUCAAAAAAGAAUCGGGAAUUAUCAAGGGUAACGGGUUUUUCUGUUAAAUUCUUGUUUGAAUGAGUUCUGUUCUCCCCAAAACGUUCGGUACAUCCCGAGUUACACCGCUCUAAAGCUGCCCCCCAAGUUCUCAAAAAAAGGAUAAUUUCAGGCGAAUCGUCUCGCGCUCAUCGACACCUUCAUGAUAAUCGUGUUCGACCUGAUUCCGUCGGCCAUCCUGGCCCGAUUUGUGGCGGCGAACACUCGGGAUCUCGGAACUUUGGGUGUUCUCACAAAGUUUACCGGAUUUGCGAUCGAAGCAUUCUUGGUCGUUGCUGCACUGAAACGGAGAGAAGGCGUGGAUACGGAGAAGAGCAGCAGAGUGUCGAUUAAAGUGAGAAUGACCGUGAAGUUGUAA